AUGCCGUCAGCACGCCGACUACGCCUCGUGACGCUUGCCGCCAUCGUCACGGUCAUAUUUGUCCUUUAUUACGUGUCUGGGUUCGGCGACUCCGGGCAAUCGGCCGACUUUUACCACAAGACCAUGGACGCAAUGCAUGGGCGGCCGUCGCCGGGCGGACAGCCCGUCAUUGACUCAGAGACGGGUCUCAAGACGGGCCACAUACCGGCGGACCGCGACGGCGACGGCGACGUGGACGAAGACGACCGUCGCCAGGGUAAAGACCUGCAGGAGAACCUGAACAAGCUGGCCCAGGAGGCCAAGGACAGCGCCAACAAAAAGGCUGGCCCCAAACCCGACGCCCCCAGCAAGAUUGUCGGCGUCGGCAACUCGGCCGAGGGCAACCGCAAGCCCGUCGACGCCAAGGGAGAAACGAAGCCCGAGACGGCGGCAAAGGGCAAGGAGAAGGAGAGGGUGCCUGAGACGCCCGCGGAGCAAGCUCUUCAUAGCAUUCUGAAAAAGGCGCCCGUCGUCAUCUUCUCCAAGACGUACUGCCCGUACUCGAUGCGCGCCAAGGGUAUCCUACUCGAAAAGUACCUCAUCAACCCCAAGCCCGAGGUCGUCGAGCUCAACGACCACCCGCUGGGGUCGGACCUACAGGACGUGCUGCUGACCCUGACGGGCCGCCGCACAGUGCCCAACGUACUGAUCAACGGCGCGAGCAUCGGCGGCGCCGACGACAUUGUCGAGCUUGACAAUUCCGGCCGCCUCGUCGGCAAGAUUCAGGAGCUCGGCCAGCGCAAGGUCGAGGUGUCGGAGCGCUUCUCGGCGGAGCAGGUCAAGGGCGCGGCGCCCGCGCACUAA
This is a messenger RNA of Beauveria bassiana ARSEF 2860, 843 nucleotides long. RefSeq names its product Glutaredoxin, eukaryotic/virial. NCBI's taxonomy places the organism in Eukaryota, Fungi, Ascomycota, Sordariomycetes, Hypocreales, Cordycipitaceae. The transcript is spliced from 2 exons. The coding region runs from base 1 to 843 and encodes 280 amino acids. Gene Ontology annotation, cellular component: cytoplasm; cis-Golgi network; Golgi lumen. Gene Ontology annotation, molecular function: glutathione disulfide oxidoreductase activity. Gene Ontology annotation, biological process: cellular response to oxidative stress. The record is from RefSeq and is a predicted model, not a curated record.